CUCGGAGCACCUCCAAUGCCUCAUGAGUACCCAGGCUCCCGAGGACAGGAUGCCCCCUACUUAGACCUGGCCCCCUACAUGCCUGAUUACUAUAAACCUCAGUACCUACUGGACUUCGAAGAGCGCCUUCCCAGCUCAGUCCACGGCUCAGACAGCCUCUCCCUCAACUCCUUCAACUCUGUCACUUCCACCAACCUAGAAUGGGACGACAGCGCCAUCGCCCCAUCUAGUGAGGAUUAUGAUUUUGGAGAUGUGUUUCCAGCGGUGCCGUCUGUCCCCAGCACAGACUGGGAAGAUGGCGACGUGACGGACACCGUCAGUGGGCCCCGCUCCACCGCCUCAGACGUGGCCAGCAGUAAGGCCUCCACCAAGAGCCCCACCCAGCGCCACAACCCCUUCAACGAGGAACAGGCGGAGACUGUGUCCUCCCCAGACACCACUCCCGUACACACCGUCUGCCAGGAACAGGGGGAGGCCCCGGCCCUGGACCUGCUGGACGCCUGCACGGAGCUGGAGGUCAUCAGGGUUACCAAGAAGAAGAAAGCUGGCAAGAAGAAGAAGCCCAGGUCAGAUGAAGAAGCAAGUCCACUACACCCAGCCUCCAGCCAGCAGAAGUGUGCCAGGCAUGGGGACAGUGACAGCCUUGUCAGCAGCCCAGGCCUUGGCCGGGACUCCCCAGACACCACCCUGACCUCCCCGCAGGAGGAGGGAGUGGGGCCUAGCAGCACGGCCGAGAGCAAUGAACACUCAGAGCUCGGCCACAUGGACUUGCUCAUCCCCGAGAUGAAGGACACCUCCAUGGAGCGCCUGGGACAGCCCCUGAGCAAGGUCAUUGACCAGCUCCACGGCCAGCUGGACCCCAGCACCUGGCGCUCCUACGCAGAGCUCCCAGACCAGUCCUUUCGGACCCGCUCUCCCGGGGAGGCCCCGGAGAAGGCAGCAUUUGGCGACCUUAGUGAGGGGCUUCCAGCCCCCAUGGACUUCUACCGCUUUACCGUCGAGAGUCCAAGUGCUGUUACAUCAGGUGGCAGCGACCAUGACACUGCAGGGCCUGGCCAACCGCUGCAUGUUCCUGGUAGCCCUGCGAUUGCUAGCCAAGAAGAAGGAGGAGGAGGAGGAGGAACAGAGGGACAGGCACAAACGGAAGCUCAGCCAGAACCCCAGGAACUGGACACCCAGUCACCCCUGACCAGCGAGGAGCCUGUGCUCCAGCCAGUGUCAGGGACCCAAGAGGCUCUUUGCCAGCUCAAGCGAGACCAGCCCAGCCCGUGUCUGAGCAGCGCUGAGGACUCUGGGGUGGACGAGGGCCAAGGGAGCCCUUCUGAGAUGAUGCAUUCCUCAGAGUUCAGAGUUGACAACAAUCACUUACUCCUGCUGAUGAUCCAUGUGUUUCGAGAAAAUGAAGAGCAACUGUACAAAAUGAUCCGGAUGAGCACGGGCCACAUGGAGGGCAACCUGCAGCUGCUGUACGUGUUGCUCACAGACUGCUACGUCUACCUGCUUCGGAAAGGGGCCACAGAGAAGCCAUACCUGGUGGAAGAGGCCGUUUCUUACAAUGAACUUGACUAUGUGUCGGUCGGUCUCGACCAGCAGACGGUGAGGCUGGUGUGCACCAACCGCAGGAAGCAGUUUCUGCUGGACACAGCUGAUGUGGCCCUGGCUGAGUUCUUCUUGGCUUCUCUGAAGUCGGCCAUGAUCAAAGGCUGCCGGGAACCACCCUACCCCAGCAUCCUGACUGAUGCCACCAUGGAAAAGCUGGCACUGGCUAAAUUUGUGGCCCAGGAAUCCAAGUGUGAGGCCUCCGCAGUGACUGUGCACUUCUACGGGCUCGUGCACUGGGAGGACCCCAUGGAUGAGUGCCUGGGCCCCAUGCCCUGCCACUGCUCACCCCCAGAGGGCGCCAUCACCAAAGAGGGCAUGCUGCACUACAAGGCGGGCACCUCCUACCUGGGCAAGGAGUACUGGAAGACUUGCUUUGUGGUACUCAGCAAUGGGAUCCUCUACCAGUACCCUGAUCGCACGGAUGUCAUCCCCCUGCUCUCCGUGAACAUGGGGGGGGAACAGUGCGGUGGCUGCCGGAGAUCCAACACCACGGAUCGGCCCCACGCCUUCCAGGUCAUUCUUGCCGACCGACCCUGCCUGGAGCUGAGUGCCGACAGCGAGGUUGAGAUGGCCGGCUGGAUGCAGCACCUCUGCCAGGCUGUGUCCAAAGGGGUCAUCCCUCAGGGGCUUGCACCCAGCCCCUGUGUCCCUUGCUGCCUGGUGAUCACUGAGGACCGCCUCUUCACGUGCCACGAGGACUGCCAGACCAGCUUCUUCCGCUCCCUGGGCACAGCCAGGCUGGCAGACGUCAGUGCCGUCUCCACAGAGCCGGGCAAGGAGUACUGUGUCCUGGAGUUCUCUCAGGACGGCCCACAGCUGCUCCCACCCUGGGUCAUCUACCUGAGUUGUACUUCUGAACUGGACCGCUUCCUGGCUGCACUGAGCUCUGGGUGGAAGGCCAUCUACCAGGUGGACCUCCCCCACAAGGCGAUCCACGAAGCCUCCAGCAAGCAGAAGUUCGAGGAUGCCCUUAGCCUCAUCCAUAGCGCGUGGCAGCGGAGCGACAGCCUGUGCCGAGGCCGAGCUUCUCGAGACCCCUGGUGCUGAGGUGGCAGGUGGCAUCCAGGAGGGCGGGGAGGGGCCACAGCUGACCAGCAGACACACUGUUGUGUGUCAUCAUGCUGUUCAGGAGCCCACCCACUCUUGCCCGGGGGCAGACCCACCCACCCCCAAUGUGGCCUGAGACCGAGUCUCUCCACUCCCAGGGAUCCAGAGUGGUGCCCACUGGACAUCAUGUCCGGUGGGCCGCAGCUUGCGGUUGCUGGGGGCAAAGGUCUGAGCCCCGUGGGCUCUGCAGACAUGCUCUGACCACCCUGGGUCCCUGCCUCGGUUCUGGCCAUGGAAAUGAUGCCGUCUAAGGAAGAGGGAAAGAAGCAGGAGGACAGGGGCCCCCUCCUCUCCUGGGUCAGGAGCCUGGGCAGAGGCUCAGGGCCCCCUGGGGGUCCUGAGUGCCCGGCCGUCCUUGUUCGUUUUUGAACACUCUCCCAGCUGUGUAGGGAAGCGGGAACACUAGGUGUCUGCAUGCUUCCUCCUCACCAACCCACCACACGUUGCGGCCUGCCUCUGGAAGGCUGCCCAGAGGCCCUGCAUGCCCAAGGCCCUGCCCUGCCCUGCCUCUCCUCCAUCCUUUGGAGCCUACCUAGGGCCCAGGAGCGAAGUGGGGAGAGGAGAGCAGAGCCACGCUGACAUCUGACUGUCCCUGACCUGGCUGGAGCUGGCCCUUCCUGAGUGCUUUGUCUGAGCCCUUGAGAGCAGGGGGCAGGUGGUCUGGGGUUUGUUUGUUUUUU
This is a messenger RNA of Dipodomys ordii (Ord's kangaroo rat), 3389 nucleotides long. RefSeq names its product pleckstrin homology domain containing, family M (with RUN domain) member 2 (gene Plekhm2). Gene Ontology annotation, molecular function: kinesin binding. Gene Ontology annotation, biological process: Golgi organization; positive regulation of membrane tubulation; lysosome localization. Lineage: Eukaryota; Metazoa; Chordata; Mammalia; Rodentia; Heteromyidae. The record is from RefSeq and is a predicted model, not a curated record. Gene Ontology annotation, cellular component: endosome membrane. The transcript has 16 exons. Bases 16 to 2649 code for a protein of 877 amino acids.